AUGGAGCAGUCGAACGGCGAGCCGGUUAAAACAUUCGUCGAUGUUGCCGAGCAGACGGGCCCACCAGUUGACAACUUCGAGAGGCUCGCCGAAAAGCCGCGUCACAACAGUUUCACUUUUGUCGGCUACUCCCGCAGCGAAGCCUGCCUGACAGAGUCUGAAAUUGCGGAAAUACUCACUUCCAUCGGGUAUUUACCAGAGGAUCCGGUUUGUUUAAUUUUAAACUUUCAGCAUCAAAAGCUCUCCGAACGAUGUGACGUUCUCAAAUCUUCCAAUACCACUAACAUUUACUAAUUAUCCCCAAGACCGUCCGGUCCGUGCGAUCACUUUCGAGGUGGACGACGAGAGAACGGCUGCAAUCCUGGGCAAAUUUGCCGACGGAGGUCUUGAUCUGAAAGAGUUUUCGAAAGGAAACGACAAAAAUGCUGAAGUUGAAGUACAAAAAUUGUUUGACUGAAUUUGAAUCAUCAACACAAUUUCAGGGAUUGUUUCUGAUAAAACAGCUCUCGAUAUUGGACCGUGUGAAAUUGUACGUCACCAAUUUCUCGAAACAAUAUCUCGCCGAAGUCUACCCUCGCAAAGACGGAUACGCAAUCGUGAAUUCUCCUCUAAUCCACGACUUGUCUCCACUGACUGUAAUUAAAAAUGAGGAAAUUAUCGAGAGGAUCGUCGUGGAAGACCUCGUCGUCAAAUAUCCGGAUGUUCUGAAGAAGAUUACUCAAAAAAUGAGCCAUUGGGCCAGAAUGAGGCUGGAAAAAUAUCUAAAGACCCAACUGUAA
This is a messenger RNA of Caenorhabditis sp. 36 PRJEB53466, 779 nucleotides long. The record is from the annotation of a GenBank genome assembly. NCBI's taxonomy places the organism in Eukaryota, Metazoa, Nematoda, Chromadorea, Rhabditida, Rhabditidae.